ACAUCGAUAGCCAAAGCUUCGAGCUUUAUCAGGGUAAUGGUCGUUGUCCCAGGCUGCGCCGCCCGAAGCCUCGCCGUGCGCCCAUGGCUGCAAGCAGUGCGCUGCUCCUCCGCCGCCUCACUCCCUCUUCCUUCUCCUUCCGAGACGGACGACGCUGCUGGAGCUUCGCAAUCAACGCCGCAGCAGGGAUCACCAUCGCGCUCCUUCUUUCCUAAGCGCGGGCAGACGCUGGAGCUCGUGUGUGAGUCCCUGGCCUUCAAGGGGAAGGGCAUCUGCAAGGCCGCCGACAACGGCUUCGUCCUCAUGUGUGACCGCGCCCUCCCCGGCGAACGGUUUAUUGGUCGGGUUUCUCGCAAGAAGGGUUCCUACGCUGAGGUGCAAAAGCUGAAGACAAUCACACCGCACCAGAACGCCGUCGAUGCACCGUGUGAAUAUGCCGGUCAUUGUGGAGGCUGCAAGACGCAAAAUUUGCUAUACGAGGCGCAGAUCGAAGCCAAGGAGCAGCAGGUCCGGGACUUAAUCGUUCAUGUUGGGAGGUUCGCAGAGAGAGAUUCAUUGUUUUCUUCUGUGAUGAAACCUAUUGUGCCGUGUGAAAUUCAGUAUCAUUACCGGAAUAAGAUGGAGUUUUCGUUUGGUUCCCGGAGAUGGGUUCCAGCAGAAGAACUGGAAGAGGGGAAAGGUCAGAAUGUGGGAGGCUUUGCGUUGGGGCUGCAUGCUCCGGGGUUUUUUGACAAGGUCCUUCAUGUUGAGAAGUGCCUACUGCAAAGUGAAGCUGCUAACAAGGUUCUUGCAGUUAUUCAAAGUAGCUGGAGAAGUCCUGAUCUAGGCCUUUCUCCAUACAACGUCCAUACUCAUACUGGGUUUCUUAAACACCUGAUGCUAAGAACUGGAAGAGAUGUCAGGACAGGGCUGCCAGAACUCAUGGUUAACUUUGUGACAUCAAGCUACAAACCUGAUCUAUUGGAGCCUUUAGUCAACAAGGUGUCAGCUAUUCCUGAAGUGGUCAGUAUCAUGAAUAAUGUGAAUACUUCUGUUGGCAAUACAUCUGUUGGGGAGGAAGAAUAUAUCUUGUAUGGGAAGUCAACAAUCACCGAGAUCUUGAGAGGACUUACAUUUCAGAUAUCCGCCAAUUCCUUCUUUCAAACCAAUGCCCACCAGGCUGAAGUACUCUAUAAACUUAUUGGGGACUAUGCCGGACUUAAAGGAGAUUGCUCAGAGAUUGUCCUUGAUCUUUUCUGUGGAACUGGUACCAUUGGUUUGACCCUUGCCAGAAGGGUAAGACAUGUUUAUGGCUAUGAAGUUGUGGCUGAGGCCAUCUCAGAUGCUCGUCGAAACGCUGAACUCAAUGGCAUCAAUAAUGCUACCUUUGUUCAAGGGGAUCUUAACAAAAUUAAUGACUCAUUUGGAAACAAUUUUCCUAAGCCGGAUAUUGUUAUUUCAGAUCCCAAUCGUCCGGGCAUGCACUUGAAGCUGAUUAAGUUUCUCCUGAAACUUCAGGCGCCACGCAUCAUCUAUGUUUCUUGCAAUCCAGCCACCUGUGCCCGUGAUCUCGACUACCUAUGUCAUGGUUUGGGUGAUCAGGGUAUUUCUGGAUGCUACCAGCUGAAGAGUGUGCAACCUGUGGACAUGUUCCCUCACACUCCUCACAUAGAGUGUGUCUGUUUGCUUGAACUUUUUUGAAAUCAGGCACUUAUAGAUGGCUGGUUUGCUCUUU
Molecule: messenger RNA, 1714 nt
Organism: Dioscorea cayenensis subsp. rotundata (Guinea yam)
Lineage: Eukaryota; Viridiplantae; Streptophyta; Magnoliopsida; Dioscoreales; Dioscoreaceae
Exons: 10
Coding region: 37-1680 (547 amino acids)
Biological process (GO): RNA processing
Source: RefSeq, a predicted model, not a curated record